AUUGUGGCGCCCGUGACCGACCGUGACCACCGUGACGACCGGUGACGACGGUGACGAUUUCGUGAGUCAGUCGGUCUGAGUCGUCCUUAUCACUUUAUAUGCCGUAUGUAAAUAAGGUGUUACGAAAAUGCGAACGGAAGAGUGCGAAUGCCUGUUUUGUUAUACUUUCAUCUGUCUAAAAUGUAGAACAACAGAUUGCAGUUAAUGUUAUGUAGGAUUAAAUAUAAAAAUUAUCUUUAAUCAGAAUCUGCGUAUGAGCCUAGUAAAUGAAUUGAAUAUGAGUAUGUUACAGGUCAGAAGUACUGUGCUGGUGCAGUUGCAUGGAUCGAGUGGAGAUUUCUUGAACUCUGCAUGUAGAGUUUUAUGUGUUCCUAGUGCACACUUGGCUAAAAGAUAUCAUACUUUUUCACUGCACCUUGUAUGAAGUUAAGAGUAUUCAUCUUGAAGUAUAAAGAUGGAAAAUGUCACUCAGGAUCUCAUAAGUGCAGCAGAUCCUCAACCUGCUGGUGACAUUGCUGUGGACAACCUGUACCCAGCAUUACUGGAAUGUUUUGCUGUUAUUCUCUGUGGGUAUGUGGCUGGGCGAAUGAAUCUGAUCUCUCAAACAGAAACGAAGGGUCUCAGCACAUUUGUUGGUUCAUUCUCGCUGCCAGCACUUAUCUUUCUGUCUCUUGCGGAACUGGAUCUCUCUUCUGUAAACUGGAUGUUCCUGCUGUCAGUUCUAGUGGCCAAGACUGUUGUGUUUCUUGUAGUUGUAGUUGUCACCCUUCUUGUCAGUCGUCCUGUCAACACAGGACGAGCUGGCCUAUUUGCUAUCUUCUGCACACAGAGCAAUGAUUUUGCUAUUGGUUAUCCUAUAGUGGGGGCACUAUAUCAGAAGACUCAUCCUGAUUAUGCAAGUUACCUGUAUCUGAUGGCUCCCAUUUCACUCGUGAUUUUGAACCCUCUUGGCUUCAUUCUCAUGGAGCUUAGCAAACAUGAUAGCAGUGCUGUUAAUCAACCUGGUAAUCAUGGAACCACAGCUGGUACAGAAUUGUCAAGGAAGAACAGUAAGCUCCAAGUGGCUGGAGCUGUAGCAAAAAGUAUAAUCCUCAAUCCCAUUGUAUUGAUGACAGCACUUGGUAUUGUUGGGAACCUGGUGUUUAGCCACAUGCUGCCAGUAGCUCUCUCUGGAAUCCUUAAGAUUCUUGGCUCAGCAUUCUCUGCCACAGCUCUGUUCCUCUUGGGACUUCGUAUGGUGGGGAAAGUGCACACACUGCAAGGAGCAACCCUAGUUGUUCCAGGAAUCCUCAUUGCUGUAAAACUGCUAGUUCUUCCUCUAGUGAUACAUGAAGUUGUGAGUUUAUUUCAUCCUGGUACUAACACAAGUGAAACCCUAGACCUCAGUACUUAUGGGUUCCUAUAUGGAGUGUUUCCAGCUGCUCCAGGUGUGUUUGUAUUUGCCACACAGUAUUCACUUGACGUAGAUCUGAUUGCCAGCUCAAUGGUGGCAUGCACUUUCAUAUCAGCUCCACUGAUGUUCAUAUCAGCUAAGAUGAUAACAAUUAACAAGCUGAAACCUUCGGACUAUCUCCAUGAAUUAGAUUCAUUUGCCCUUGAUGUCAGCAUUGCUGGUAUUUUUGCUUGUGUUUGGAUUCUAGUCCUAUUUAUAUGCAGCAAGAAGUAUAAAAGAAUACCUCAUAAGAUCACAUUCUGCUUGGUUGUAUCUCAGUUAAUUGGUUGUGUUGGGACCAUCCUAUGGUCCCUAUUAGAUCGGUCAGAUGCCUGGACCUUGUACCUACAGUUUGUUGUAUAUGCCAUUGGUGUGUACAGCUCAAGGUUGUGGACAGCAUUCCUAGCCAUUGCACUCCUGUUCCUACAGUGUCGCAGCCUCUGCUUUGUUCUCAAGUUGCAGCCUCUGUUCAUUGUGCUAGGUUGGGGCGGUCCGUUGGUAGUGGUAACAGCCCUGAUACUCUCUGUAGAUCCAGAUUACAGUAUUGUUGAGAAGAGGAACCCAAACUUUCAGUAUGGAGAAGUGCAAGCAGCUAUUGCUGUUUUCAUUCUAGUCAUUUCUUUCAUUGUUACUAUUGGUUGUUUGGUUCUCCACCAGCGAUAUCAACGGCGCUAUGCUCGCUACUUAUUGCUUGUCCAAGAUGUAAGUGGUAGGGAAGAUGCCAGUGAUGUAGAAUACGAUGAUACCAGCCCUCAGAUUGUUCAUACCACCAGUGUCACUGAAUGUGGGACAUGUGAAGGAAGUCCUUCUCCGAUGCAUCAGACAGAAUCACACCAGCAAGUGGUGGAUAUUGAAGAAAUAAUGUCAGAUAGGGGUCACACUUUCCGUAGUUUACAUGAGGAAGGAAACUGCUCCAGCCCAGGUGACAUCUGCCCAGCCAGGUUUGGCUGCCCAUCUGCUCAGCGAGACCAGUGCCGUAAUGUUGUGAAGCACUACCAUACUCAAGAGGCUAUAGAAGAAGAAGACAGUGAAGAAGAUCGCCAGACUCUUAGGCACAUAGUGCUGCUAAUCCUGCUUGCCUGUUCUAUGUUUGUGGGUAUAGCACUGUCUGUCUGGACACUGGUGAUGGAGGAGAUGUCUGGCAUCUAUGUAGAGUUGGCAUUCCUGGAUGCAAGCUUUAACUUUGGUCAGUCACUUAUUGUAUUUGCUAUAUUUGGACUUGACCCCAAGUGUGUGAUACAACCAUUGGUGAAGAGGUGGCGAUGCUUGUUGUAUGGAGCUGCUGAGUUGAAGCUUCCUGCAUGGGAGGAUCUUGGCUUUGAAACUAAGCAUGUCUGUGACCAGUUUGCCACCCAUCACUUGGAGAAAUGUCGUCGUGAUAUAGCUACUGACAGGAGGUGGCAUCUGAAACAUUACAAGGAGACUUUCUCAGGUUCUGCACUUGUAGACUGGCUGCUGGGAGUUGGACUGGCCAGGGAUCGAAAUCAAGCUGUUCAGUACGCACGCCACUUGUUGGAGGGUCGAGUUAUACGUCAUGUGGAAAAUCUGUACCAUUUUCAUGAUCAAACUACGCUCUAUACUUUCAUGUCUGUACAAGAUAGAUACUAAUUCAUUAUUCAGUGUAGAUGUACAAGUGUUUACAGUUAAUAAAGGAAGCUAAAUACA
Cryptotermes secundus is the source of this 3097-nucleotide messenger RNA. RefSeq names its product integral membrane protein GPR155 (gene anchor). The record is from RefSeq and is a predicted model, not a curated record. Gene Ontology annotation, biological process: intracellular signal transduction; transmembrane transport. Lineage: Eukaryota; Metazoa; Arthropoda; Insecta; Blattodea; Kalotermitidae. The coding region runs from base 455 to 3040 and encodes 861 amino acids. The transcript is spliced from 15 exons. Gene Ontology annotation, cellular component: membrane.